Messenger RNA from Drosophila arizonae, 5146 nucleotides. RefSeq names its product regulator of G protein signaling family member locomotion defects (gene loco). Gene Ontology annotation, cellular component: nucleus; cytoplasm; plasma membrane. Gene Ontology annotation, molecular function: protein binding; GTPase activator activity. Gene Ontology annotation, biological process: regulation of G protein-coupled receptor signaling pathway; signal transduction. NCBI's taxonomy places the organism in Eukaryota, Metazoa, Arthropoda, Insecta, Diptera, Drosophilidae. The record is from RefSeq and is a predicted model, not a curated record.
AUACCCAAGUGUUUUUACCUGGCUACGCUUGCGCAGUUGAAGAGAUUUGUUUUAAUUGUUUGGCUUAAUAUAUUCAAGCUUGAAGUGAGUGUAAGUGGUAUAUAAUAUGUGCGUGCGUGUCAAAAUAAUUAUUGGUAGUGAUUACUUAGUUCAUUGAAUGCAGUUUCAUUGUGCUGCGUGUAACAAGAUACAUUUGAUUGCUGCGUAUACCAUUUGCUGUUGCAAUAGUGUGGGUUACACUGUUACAUACAAGCUCUGGCUAGAGGCCAGCCCCAACGCUCGAGCUACUGGCCAUUGAGCACAAACCGCAUUCCACAGAGCGGCGGCCACUGUGCAGACCAUCAAUGAAAAAGUAGGCGCCAUGCAUCACCAUCAUCCGCCAUUGCCCAUAAUGAGUCCGGCAAAUGCUGCUGUGCCACCUGCAGCGGGCACUUCAUCGCAGCAGCAACAGCCACAGCCGCAGCAGCCCCAGCAGAGACGACGCAAAAAGCGGCCCAACUACGGCACUCGCACUGUAGAGGUGCGCCGUGGUUAUAAUGGCUUUGGAUUUACCAUAUCCGGCCAACAGCCAUGCCGCUUGUCCUGCAUUAUCAGCAAUUCGCCCGCCGAGCAGGCGGGUCUGCGUGCCGGCGAUUUUCUUAUUUCGGUGAACGGCCUCAAUGUAUCCAAGCUGCCGCAUGAGACUGUAGUGCAGUUGAUAGGCAAUUCGUUUGGCAGCAUUCGCAUGCAGAUUGCAGAGAACUAUUUUUCGGACAGCUCCGAUGAGGAAAAUGCCAAUGCUACGCUGUUGAUACAGCGCAGUGCGCGUGGCCAGAUGUUGGCGGCUAGCCUGGGCCCAGGUGUGCGCAACAAGCCACGUUUUCUGCAUCACAAAUCAAAGAUGCACCGACUGCGUAACUCGCCACAAAAGAAGCCACCAGAGCCACUAGAAGCUGCGGCCCCUGUUGCGGUAGCUGCCUUACCGGAUCAUGCAACCUUGCGUCCCGUGCUAGAGGAUGCACCGUUGGCGCAUGUCGGCAAGGUGGCGGAUGUUGCCAAUGUCAGCGCCAUGGUGCGCGCUGUGGGCAAUGCUGCCCUGGAAUAUCGUGUCAUUGUCGGCUAUCUGGGCACGAUUGAGAUGCCCAAGCAGAUAUCGCACAGCUCCAAACUGCAAACGGUGCGCUCUUGCAUACGCAAACUGCGCCAGGAGAAGCGACAGCCCACCAUUGUGCUUAUGAGCAUCACUCCGAACUCGUUGAGGCUGCAGAGUGCAAGCGGUGGAACACUGGCCACAUAUGCUUCGGCACGGUUAAAUUACGUGAGCUCUUCGUCCGAGAGCGAGAACCGUUUCUUUGGACUAGUGACCAGCGCCGUGCACAACACGCAAAUCGAUGAGGAAUACGAGGUGGAGGACAAGCCAAAUGCCAGCGGCGGCCACAUCAGCAUAUCCCACAGUUGCCAUGUCUUUGUCAUUGAUACCAAGCUGAUUGAGCAUGGCCAGCAUGUGGCACGUGCGAACGAGUACCGCUUGCAGUGCACCAGAGAUCCCAUUUCGAAUCUUUGUCUGGAGUUUCCCAAUAAUUCGGAGUAUGUGGUGAAUCUCAUACGCAGCAUGUACACCAUGCGUAUUCUACCGCCUGCGAGUCGCAGCCAACAGCCGCAGGAUUAUGAAGCGGGUGCUCCAGCCGGUGCAGCCCACUCCCCGCAGCCUUCCAAUCAUAGCGAGAUUUCCACAACGACCUCCAAUUCUGAUUCGGGCAUUGGCUUCAACAAUGACUGCACCAACAUAUCCGAUCGCAUCUUGGUUGUAGACUUUGCCGGCGCACCGGGAGCAGCUGCCCUUGGCCUAGCGCCCAUGGCUCCAGCUGCAGCGCGUCCACAGGGCAUUGUGGGUGUGCCCGAUAACCGUUUGACUGUGCGUGCCAUGCCUGAUCCUGAUCCCAAAUCACCGUCGGGAUCCUGCUCAUUGCGUCGCCCCAAUCUGUUGGCCAGCUUCAAUCUGAUCAAGAGUCCGGCCACGAAUCUUACGGCCACACGCUCUUGCGAUGAUGUGCUCAAUCUAUUGGUAGAUGAUCAGCCAGUUCUAGCCGCUGUCGCCUCCAUGGAUGAUAUUUCUCUGCACUCCACCGCUGCCUCACAGGAUGAGACACACAUGUUUGUGCACCCAGCCUGUGUGUCACGCAAGAUGCGGCGCUCCAUGCAGCCACCGCCAACAGCGUCUGAGCCAACUCCAUCCAAGCUCAGCGCCCAGGUCUUUGGCAAGCCGCGUUCGCGACAGUCUCUGGGCUUUGAGGCUAUCGAUAGCAUACAAUCCCCUGGCAUGACCUGCCCUGAUCAGCCUAUGGACACCUGGAGCAGUCUCCAGAACAUACAUAAAUUAACCCAACCGAAUCCAAUAACGGGUCWACCACCAUCAUCAUCAUCCACACAUUGCCUACUAGAAGCUACAAACAGUGAGCCAGAUCUGGGGAAUCGCGCACUGCCGUCCAAUGCCUCGCCCUUUCGUCGAGCCUGGGGUCAAUCAUCGUUUCGCACGACGCGCACCGACAAGGUGGCCAAAGCAGGGGGGUCUGGCAACAGUCCAAUAGUGCGACGCUCAGCCUCGAUGACCGCCUCCGACAACGAUGUGUACAUUAAGACGCUCAUGCUGGACGAGCUCAAGUCGGCGAAGCAGUCGCAGCAGUUGGGACCUUUCCAGGUGCCACAAAUACUUACCACACCGGCGCCGCCGUCCAGCGUGAUGGUAAAGGCAACCGGUGGAGAGUCCACGCAGGAGCUGGCGGCGCCAGAGCAGAAGGGUCCCAGCAGCUGGGGCACAUCGUUCGAGCGCAUGCUGCAGGAUGCCGCCGGCAUGCAGACCUUUGCGGAGUUUCUGAAAAAGGAAUUCUCUGCCGAGAAUAUCUACUUCUGGACCGCCUGCGAGCGCUACAGGUGCACGGAAUCGGAGUCAGAGCGCGUAACCAUGGCCAGGGAGAUCUUCAACAAACAUUUGUCCAACAACAGCAGCGAUCCGGUUAACGUGGACUCGCAGGCGCGUAAUCUAAGCGACGAGAAGUUGGCAAGCGGCGAUACGGACAUUUUUGCCGCGUCGCAAAAGCAAAUCUUCAACCUAAUGAAAUUCGAUAGCUAUCAGCGCUUCAUACGCUCCGACCUGUAUAAGAGCUGCGUUGAGGCAGAGCAGAAGCAGCAGACAUUACCCUAUACGGGUGCCGAUCUGGAUGAACUGUUGAAGACAAAUUUUCACGUAGUGGCCUCGCCCAAGCUCAAGAAGUCCGCAAGCAAUGCCGAGGAUCGGCGACGUAAGAGUCUAUUGCCCUGGCACCGUAAGACGCGGAGCAAAUCCCGUGAUCGCAACGAAAUAAUUGCCGAUCUCCAACAAACGUUGAUGCCCCCACCGCAAGCACCAAGCUCAACAACCACAGGGGUGCCAGCGCCGCUAUUAACGUUGCUGUCUGGCGGCUCGGUGAGCGAUUUACACAGUUCCCGCUCUUCGUUGUCAUCUUUCGAUGCGAACCAGGCCGGACAGGGCUUUAGCGCGGACAACGUUUGCUCCUUGUGUCGGGUCAUACUCACUGACGGAGCCACAACUAUUGUGCAGACCCGUCCCGGAGAGACAGUCGCCCAACUAGUGGAGCGUCUACUGGAAAAACGCAACCUCGUCUAUCCCCAUUAUGAUGUUGUAAUCCAGGGCAGUAGCAAGUCUAUAGACACGCAGCAGUCCUCAAAGUUGCUGGCUGGCAAAGAGGUGCUAAUCGAACGUCGGGUGGCCUUCAAGCUGGAUUUGCCCGAUCCCAAGGUCAUAUCGGUCAAGAGCAAGCCCAAGAAGCAACUGCACGAGGUAAUCCGGCCUAUAUUGAACAAAUACAACUAUCGAAUGGAGAGCGUGCAGGUGUUGGUGCGAGAUACUCAAGCCCCGCUUGAUCUGAUGCAGCCCGUCACAGUGGCCGAUGGGCAGCGGCUUCAAAUAGUACUGAUCCAGCCGGAUUUUCAGCAAGGCGGCGGCAGUAAUAUGCCGCCGAAGCAUAGUAAACCAAUGAAACCGCUACCCGCGCUGGUGACGACGGAUCCGACGCAGGGUCAGCUGGACGAGCUCACCAACAAGGUAUUCAAUGAGCUUCUGCAGAGUAAAUCGGAUGCUGCAGCAGCGCCGACCCAAAAGCCAACCGAUCUGUGCUCCAUGAAGUCGAAUGAAGCCCCCUCGGAGAGCUCCUCCACGCUGUUCGAUCGCAUGCGACGGCAACAGCGCGACAAUAGCAACAUUCCAGGCAGCAAGCUGCCCAAGCUCAAAAAGAAAUCCACGAGCAGUCAACAUUCCGAGGAGGCAACCGCAACCGCAGCCGCAGCCGCUGCAGCAACGAUAAUGCCCCAUGUCGAUCCCAAGAAACCCAUCAUAGCCAAACUCAAGGCGGGCGUCAAGUUGCAGUGCACGGAGCGAGUAGCAGAACACCAGGAUGAACUACUCGAAGGCUUGAAGCGAGCACAGCUGGCGCGCCUGGAGGAUCAACGGGGCACUGAGAUUAAUUUUGAUUUGCCCGACUUUUUGAAGAACAAAGAGAAUCUGAAUGCGGCUGCCUCCAAAUUACGCAAGGUGCGCGCCAAUUUGAGCCCCGUUAACAAGGUCAGCAGCAGCAGCGGAACGGAUGCGCCUCAACCAGCGCCACGCCUCUCCAUUACACGUAGCCAACAGUCACCCAUGAAAGUGGAUCCUGAGGUGGAUACAGAUUUGCCGACAAUGGCAGUGGCACCGACAACGUCAGCGUCAGCGUCCAUUGACCAGCAGGAUUUACAGGAAUUCGCUAAAGCACCGCCACCAUUGCCGCCCAAGCCAAAGGUGUUGCCCAUAAAGCCAUCGAAUUGGGGCGUGGCCAAUGCUCCGCCCAAUGGGAGCUACAGCAAUAAAUUCUCGCCCGCCAAUCACGCACCCGCAUUGACGUCGGCUUCCACGACGACGAGCACGUCACCGUCAGCAACAGCCACAGCUUUGUCCUUUGCUACUAAGCUACCGCUGGACAUAGCACGCAAAUCGCUGGAGCAGCCAGGCACACGAUGUGCGUAUCUUGAUGAGCCCAGCAGCAGCUUUGUUUAACCCUAAGGCUACUUAUCGAUCUACGACUGAUCAUUGUACAUACUUUUAUAUAUAUAUUUAUUAAUAUUUGUAUUCUAUGAA